AUGGAAAUAUCGAACCACGUUGCGAAAUUGCUAGUUGAGCUUUCGAAAUCGCAGGACGAAGAAAUAGGCGACGGUACAACUGGUGUUGUCGUAUUAGCCGGAGCUCUAUUGGAACAGGCCGCGGAUUUGAUUGAUAAGGGGAUUCACCCGAUCAGAAUUGCGGACGGCUAUGACCAGGCCUGUGAUAUUGCGGUAGCACAUCUCGAUAGUAUCAGUGACAAAGUCGAGUUCUCACGAAAUGAGCAAGAGAACCUGUUCAAGGUAGCAAAGACUUCCUUGGGCAGCAAGAUUGUAUCAAAAGCGCAUGACCAAUUUGCAAAGAUAGCAGUUGAUGCUGUCCUCUCUGUCGCUGACUUAGAAAGAAAGGAUGUUGACUUUGAAUUAAUUAAAGUUGAUGGAAAAGUUGGCGGCUCCCUGGAGGACUCCCUUCUUGUCAAGGGUGUCAUCGUGGACAAAGAUUUUUCUCACCCUCAGAUGCCUGAUGAAGUGAAGGACGCAAAAAUCGCUAUCUUAACGUGCGCAUUUGAGCCACCGAAGCCAAAGACCAAGCACAAGCUUGAUAUUACCAGUGUGGAGGAGUUCAAGAAGCUCCAGGCUUAUGAGAAAGAUAAAUUUACUGAGAUGAUAAAGCAGCUCAAGGAUAUUGGUGCUAACCUUGUCAUCUGCCAGUGGGGCUUUGACGACGAGGCUAACCAUCUUCUCUUGCAAAACGAUCUGCCCGCAGUCCGAUGGGUUGGUGGCCCAGAGAUCGAACUCAUUGCCAUUGCCACUAAUGGCCGGAUUGUUCCUCGAUUUGAAGACCUGAGUGCUGAGAAACUUGGAACUGCUGGUGUUGUGAGAGAGAUGACUUUUGGAACUACAAGGGAGAAGAUGCUGGUGAUCGAGGAUUGCGCAAACACCAGAGCUGUCACUGUGUUUGUCCGAGGUAGCAACAAAAUGAUCAUUGAUGAGGCUAAACGUUCACUGCACGAUGCACUUUGUGUUGUGCGAAACUUGGUUCGGGAUAACCGUAUUGUCUAUGGUGGAGGUGCUGCAGAAAUUGCCUGCUCCCUCGCUGUAGAGGAAGCUGCCUCAAAGGUCUAUGCAUUGGAUGCUAUUCCAUUAGCACUAGCUGAAAAUUCAGGAUGGAGUCCAAUUGAAACCCUAGCCUCUAUCAAAUCGAAACAAGUUAAGGAGAAAAACAGCAGGCUAGGCGUGGAUUGCAUGCAGACUGGAAGCAAUGACAUGAGAGACCACUUUGUCAUUGACCCUCUAAUCGGCAAACGUGAACAGUUACUCCUUGCUACUCAGCUCUGCCGUCUCGUUCUCAAGGUGAACAACGUCAUUAUUGCUGGUGAAGACAACGAUGAGUUCUAA
Molecule: messenger RNA, 1356 nt
Organism: Trichophyton verrucosum HKI 0517
Lineage: Eukaryota; Fungi; Ascomycota; Eurotiomycetes; Onygenales; Arthrodermataceae
Exons: 6
Coding region: 1-1356 (451 amino acids)
Biological process (GO): protein folding
Cellular component (GO): chaperonin-containing T-complex
Molecular function (GO): ATP binding; ATP-dependent protein folding chaperone; ATP hydrolysis activity
Source: RefSeq, a predicted model, not a curated record